This is a messenger RNA of Heterobasidion irregulare TC 32-1, 471 nucleotides long. RefSeq lists its product as uncharacterized. The transcript is spliced from 3 exons. The coding region runs from base 1 to 471 and encodes 156 amino acids. The record is from RefSeq and is a predicted model, not a curated record. NCBI's taxonomy places the organism in Eukaryota, Fungi, Basidiomycota, Agaricomycetes, Russulales, Bondarzewiaceae.
AUGCUGUCUAUCCCCUUCCUCACGACCGCUGCUCCUCUUGCAUACCCAACCGGCGUGAUAGUUGCUCCCAUCAAUGGGACGUCCAUCAUGCCCGGCGAGGUAUUCGACUUCAAGUACAAUGCGCACGCAGACUACUGCAUGUCGAGUUACAACUACUCCGUUUGGCUCGUGACAGACAAGCCCACGAUGUUCAUGCCGUCGGAAACGUUUAUGACCGGACACCUUUUCGGAACCUUCCAAGAAGCUAAUUAUCCUGGUACGCCUGUACCAUACCCUUCGAAUCCGCCUCCGUCCCAGCUGGUCAUGCCAGUGCUAUCACAACCCCAGGGUGGCUUUGGUUCAGGCCAGUCAGCUGCUAACGCUACGUUCUAUCUCAUGGUUUGGGAAGAAUGGGAUUCCUGCGAUGGUGCUCUUGGGACCAAGAUCAGCUUAUCCAUGAACAAUAUCGUGUAUAAUGCCACCGCGGCUUAG